Messenger RNA from Hibiscus syriacus, 1853 nucleotides. RefSeq lists its product as uncharacterized. NCBI's taxonomy places the organism in Eukaryota, Viridiplantae, Streptophyta, Magnoliopsida, Malvales, Malvaceae. The transcript has 11 exons. Gene Ontology annotation, cellular component: chloroplast stroma. Bases 23 to 1540 code for a protein of 505 amino acids. Gene Ontology annotation, biological process: peptidyl-lysine monomethylation. The record is from RefSeq and is a predicted model, not a curated record. Gene Ontology annotation, molecular function: protein-lysine N-methyltransferase activity.
AUCUCAUCUUUUAAUUUCCUCAAUGUUCCUUCAAGGGACUUUUUCAAUGGAGUUCACUUGUUUGCAUCACAAAUUCAAUUCCCCUCCUUUACCUCACCUUUCACUUCCAUUCUGCAAGAGCCCUAACCCCAGAAUAUUUCCUAGAAAAAGAAACAAUCUUUUUCUGGCUUCGGCUUCUGAUACCGUCGUUGCCGCUUCAAGAAAGGAGCUCGGCAGCAAGAAAGACAAUGAAUUUGGGGACUUGAAAUCUUGGAUGCACAAAAAUGGCUUGCCUCCUUGUAAAGUUGUGCUCAAUGAGAGGACUUCCCGCGAUGAGAAGCAUAGCCCUAUACAUUAUAUUGCUGCCAGUGAGGAUCUUCAGGCAGGUGAUGUUGCUUUCUCGGUGCCGAAUUCAUUAGUUGUUACGCUUGAGAGAGUGCUGGGAAACGAGACUGUUGCUGAACUUUUGACAACGAACAAGUUAUCUGAAUUGGCAUGCUUAGCUCUGUACCUAAUGUAUGAGAAGAAGCAAGGGAAGAAGUCAUUCUGGUAUCCCUAUAUUAGAGAGCUUGAUCGUCAACGAGGAAGGGGCCAGCUGGCUGUGGAAUCUCCCCUUUUAUGGUCCCAAGAUGAAUUGGCUUACCUUACGGGUAGCCCCACUAAGGCUGAAGUGCUCGAAAGGGCUGAAGGAAUAAAAAGAGAGUAUAAUGAGCUUGAUACGGUCUGGUUUAUGUCCGGGUCUCUCUUUCAGCAAUAUCCGUAUGAUAUACCUACUGAUGCUUUUCCGUUUGAGAUUUUCAAACAAGCCUUUGUCGCUGUUCAGUCUUGUGUGGUGCAUUUACAGAAAGUACCUUUGGCUCGGAGAUUUGCAUUGGUUCCUCUUGGACCCCCAUUGCUAGCUUACAGGAGCAAUUGCAAGGCAAUGCUAAGUGCAGUUGGUGGUGCUGUUGAGCUAGUGGUUGAUCGCCCGUAUAAGGCUGGGGAGCCCAUUGCUGUCUGGUGUGGACCACAGCCUAAUUCAAAACUGCUUAUAAACUACGGCUUUGUUGAUGAUGAUAAUUCUUAUGAUCGCUUGGUGGUUGAGGCAGCUUUGAAUACUGAGGAUCCUCGAUAUCAGGACAAGAGAUUGGUUGUUCAAAGAAAUGGCAAACUAUCAGUGCAAGUUUUUCAUGUUUAUGCAGGGAAGGAAAAAGAAGCUGUCUCCGAUAUGCUUCCAUAUUUGCGAUUGGGCUAUGUUUCGGAUCCUUCUGAGAUGCAAUCUGUUCUUUCUUCUCAGGGUCCAGUCUGCCCGGUUAGUCCAUGCAUGGAACGAGCAGUGCUAGACCAGCUUGCUGAUUAUUUCAAUAGACGCCUGGCUGGCUACCUUACUACACUGAAUGAAGAUGAGUCAUUGUUGUCAGAUACAAACUUGAAUCCCAGGCGACGAGUUGCCACUCAACUUGUUAGGUUGGAAAAGAAAAUUCUCCACGCUUGUCUGCAGGCAACAACUGAACUGAUAGGCGAGUUGCCUGAUCACUCUGUGUCUCCGUGCCCUGCACCUUAUGCCCCCUUGUUGAAAUAGUGCAUGUUCUACUAGCGUCACGCCGACUCUUCGAUUUUCUUUGAGUACCAGUGUUCGGCACCCGUGUCCAACACAUCAGGAUAUGUAUCCGACGCUUACCUCAAAUCCGAGUCAUUGAUGCCAUGAUGAUCAGUAAGUGAAUGGUUCUUCAACAUGCAUAUCAACUCCAAGAGUGUCUUCUAGCUGUAGUGUUAUAACUGCAGAUUUGGAUGAUCCUUUCUUUUUCAUUAAAUUGAAUCUGGUUUCUUUCAUUUGUUGACUUCCCCCUCAAUUCUAACUCCGUAGUAGAGCUGGUUUUGACUUGAGAUUUGUA